This is a messenger RNA of Zalophus californianus (California sea lion), 2134 nucleotides long. It is a transcript of the gene GATA1, whose product is annotated as GATA binding protein 1. NCBI's taxonomy places the organism in Eukaryota, Metazoa, Chordata, Mammalia, Carnivora, Otariidae. Gene Ontology annotation, biological process: negative regulation of transcription by RNA polymerase II; cell fate commitment; positive regulation of transcription by RNA polymerase II. Gene Ontology annotation, molecular function: DNA-binding transcription factor activity, RNA polymerase II-specific; RNA polymerase II cis-regulatory region sequence-specific DNA binding; zinc ion binding. The transcript is spliced from 6 exons. The record is from RefSeq and is a predicted model, not a curated record. Bases 750 to 1991 code for a protein of 413 amino acids.
ACCGCGGAGCCAACAGCCACAGUCUCCUCCAUCUGAUAAGACUUAUCUGCUGCCCCAGGGCAGGCCAGAGCUGGCGUAAGCCCCAGUGGGGCACUGAGUGAGUGUGCCCCUGCCUCCCGCCAGCCCUGGCCUGGCCCAGCCUCCAGGCUGGGCCUGGGUCAUCAGAAUGUCCCAUGGGCUCUGGUUCAAAUCCCACCGAACCUCUGUGAGCCUCAUUCUUCUCGUCUGCAAAAUGGGUACAGUCACAUCCCUCCUCUCCCUGUUGGCCAGUAAGAUUCACGUACGUAAGUGGCCAAGCCCGAACCUGACCCAGCACACAGGAGGGGCUUUGGAAACACUCACUGAGAAACCUAGUGGAGUCAUAAAACCGUAUCUGCUAUUUUUAUGUUAUCUUGGCUUCAGCCCAUUUUGUUUGGCUGGACACUGAAGUCCACGGGAGCCCAAGUUGAACAGGGUCCAAGAAUCCGUGGGGUGGGCAGAUGGGGCAGAGGAAGGCCCCCACUGCCCAAGAGGUGCCCCACCAGCAGGGAGCCCGCCCCCUCCCCUGGUCCGCCCCACCCACUGGGGCACCAGCCACUCCCUGGGGAGGAGGGAGGAGGGAGAGAGGAGGGAGGGAGGGAGAGAAGGAGGAAGGGAGCCUCAAAGGCCAAGGCCAGCCAGGACACCCCCUGGGAUCACACUGAACUCGCCACAUCCCCAAAGCGGCCGAACCCUCUGCACCAACCAGCCCAGGUCCCACCCGAGGCCCCAUGGAGUUCCCUGGCCUAGGGGCCCUGGGGACCUCAGAGCCCCUGCCCCAGUUUGUGGACCCGGCUUUAGUAUCCUCGCCCCCAGAGUCGGGGGUCUUCUUCCCCUCUGGGCCGGAGGGCUUGGAUGCAGCAGCCUCCUCCACGGCCCCCAGCACCGCCACGGCUGCAGCUGCGGCUCUGGCCUACUACAGGGAUGCCGAGGCCUACAGGCACUCCCCAGUCUUUCAGGUGUACCCAUUGCUCAACUGUAUGGAGGGGAUCCCAGGGGGCUCACCCUACGCCGGCUGGACCUACGGCAAGACGGGGCUCUAUCCUGCCUCGACCGUGUGCCCCACUCGCGAGGACUCCCCUCCCCAGGCCCCGGAAGACCCCAAUGGGAAAGGCGGCAGCAGCUUCCUGGAGACCUUAAAGACAGAGCGGCUAAGUCCAGACCUCUUGACGCUGGGGCCUGCACUGCCUUCAUCCAUCCCUGUCCCCAGCAGUGCCUAUGGGGGUCCUGACUUUUCCAGUACCUUCUUUUCUCCCACUGGGAGCCCCCUCAAUCCAGCGGCCUAUUCCUCCCCCAAGCUUCGUGGGACACUGCCCUUGCCCCCCUGUGAAGCCAGGGAGUGUGUGAACUGCGGAGCAACAGCCACUCCCUUGUGGCGGCGGGACAGGACGGGCCACUACCUGUGCAAUGCCUGUGGCCUCUAUCACAAGAUGAAUGGCCAGAACAGGCCCCUCAUCCGGCCUAAGAAGCGCCUGAUUGUCAGCAAGCGGGCGGGUACCCAGUGUACCAACUGCCAGACAACCACCACGACGCUAUGGCGGAGGAAUGCCAGCGGGGACCCCGUGUGCAAUGCCUGUGGCCUCUACUACAAGCUACACCAGGUGAACCGACCACUGACCAUGCGGAAGGAUGGUAUCCAGACUCGAAACCGCAAGGCGUCUGGAAAAGGGAAAAAGAAACGAGGGUCAAGUCUGGGAGGUACAGGAGCAGCUGAGGGACCGGCUGGUGGCUUCAUGGUGGUGGCCGGGGGCAGCGGGAGUGGGAAUUGUGGGGAGGUGGCCACCGGCUUGACGUUGGGCCCACCCAGUACUGCCCAUCUCUACCAAGGCCUGGGCCCCGUGGUGCUGUCAGGGCCCGUGAGCCACCUCAUGCCUUUCCCGGGACCCCUGUUGGGUUCCCCCGCAGGCUCCUUCCCCACAGGUCCCGUUCCUCCCACCACCACCACCACUGUGGUGGCUCCACUGAGUUCCUGAGGGCACAGAGCAUGGCCUCAGGGUGGCGGUGGGGUCCCUCUCCUAUGUAACCCACAGCCAAUACAACCCAACCCUCUGGGCCCCAGCCAUCCCCUGGCCUGGCCCUUCAAAGCUUUUGUAAAAUAAAACCACCAAAGUCCUAA